GAGUGUAACUUAAAAUGUCUGAAAAAUCGUCAUCAUGAAGAUGCGCAUGACUGUUUGACGGAUCAUAAUUGUUAUGCUACUUGUGAAUUCGUUGAAGCUCAUACGAAUGGCCUAUUUCCAAGAUGUAGUCACAAAGCAGGACAUGAUGGAAAACAUGCAUGCAAUACGGUAAUUAUCAAAAAAGCAAAAAAUCAAAUACA
Molecule: messenger RNA, 200 nt
Organism: Racocetra persica
Lineage: Eukaryota; Fungi; Glomeromycota; Glomeromycetes; Diversisporales; Gigasporaceae
Source: the annotation of a GenBank genome assembly